This is a messenger RNA of Contarinia nasturtii (swede midge), 3010 nucleotides long. RefSeq lists its product as uncharacterized. The transcript is spliced from 16 exons. Gene Ontology annotation, molecular function: serine-type endopeptidase activity. The record is from RefSeq and is a predicted model, not a curated record. Bases 129 to 2813 code for a protein of 894 amino acids. NCBI's taxonomy places the organism in Eukaryota, Metazoa, Arthropoda, Insecta, Diptera, Cecidomyiidae. Gene Ontology annotation, biological process: proteolysis.
GAUUGCUUCGUUUAUUUGGAUUCGGAUGUAGUACAAUAGUAGCGGAUUUACUCGCAAAAUACAGUGCACACAUUGAUCCUAUAAUAUUCGAUUCAAUUCAAAACAGAAUUUCAAGAAGAGUGUCGAGUAUGCGAUACAUGGAUCGAAAAUGGAAUUUGUGUCAGCUGAUUGCUGCUUUUUGUUUAUUGGCUUCAGUAUUGGCCGAUGAUCCUCAACCUAUAAGUGAAGAAGAGCUAAAUAAAUUAAUAGGGAGUAUAUUUAAUAUUCCAAGCAGCGAAACUCUGCCGCCAACCACAAACGAUAUUUCGACACAGCCCACAACACAAACAUCAUCACGUCCAUAUUCAUCAUAUCCAACAUCAGAUCCUCGUCCAUCACCAACGCAACCACAUCCAACACCACCAACAUCAAGUGAACCAAAUCCAUGUGAAUUGGGAAGCGAAUGCGUUCCAUAUUAUUUAUGUGCAAACGGGAGCAUCAUUACAAGCGGCGAAGGAAUUUUAGAUGUGAGAUUUGGCGAAGAAGACAAUCCAGAUCCAGUAUUUCAUCCGUGCAAAGGAUUAUUCAAAACAUGCUGUUCACUUACAACUGACGAACCGAACAUACCAAAAAUUCCAAAGAAAGAGGGAUGCGGUCACCGAAACAAUGACGGUGUCGGAUUUCGCAUAACGGGCCAAAAAGACAGUGAAGCACAAUACGGGGAAUUCCCGUGGAUGGUAGCCAUCAUCAAAGAAGAACCAUCACUACAAGAUGUAUUAAAUGUGUACCAAUGCGGUGGGUCAUUGCUACAUCCAUUGGUUGUAUUGACUGCAGCUCAUUGUGUGUAUGGAAAAAAGAUCUUAAAAAUUCGCGCCGGUGAAUGGGACACGCAGACCAGAGACGAGCUAUUUCUACACCAAGAUCGCAUAGUCAGCGAAAUUAUAAUACAUCAAGAUUAUUAUAAAGGCGGUUUAUUCAAUGAUGUUGCUUUGUUAGUACUCAAAGAACCGGUUGAAUUCAAUGAAAUUGUAAAUGCUAUAUGUCUGCCGCCACAAGAUUACAACUUCGAUGGAAACCGCUGUUAUGCAUCGGGAUGGGGAAAAGACGUAUGGGGAAAGGAAGGCAAAUAUCAAGUGAUAUUGAAAAAAAUCGAUUUACCAAUUGUUCCACGCUCACCGUGCGUCGAACGAUUACGUCAAACACGAUUGGGAAACCAUUUUAACUUACAUAAUUCAUUUAUUUGUGCUGGCGGUGAAAGAGGAAAAGACACUUGUAAAGGAGAUGGAGGAAGUCCACUUGUUUGUCCCAUUCCUGGCCAUCGGGAACGUUAUUUCCAAUCGGGCAUCGUGUCGUGGGGUAUAGGUUGCAAUGAGCAGAACCCAGGAGUUUAUGUGAAUGUGGCGCGAUUCAAAAGUUGGAUUGACGAACAAUUCCAAUAUAAAUCAUUAGACACCAGCUACUAUUCGAUUCUUGCCGAAUCAUUUGCAAUGAGAUUUUUGCUGAUUUUUACUACGGCCAUUGCCAUAUUUGGCGGUGUUGUUCGUUGUGAUGACGAUACAACAGCCACCACACUCAAUCCGAAUGAAAAGAUACAAACAACUGAAACUCUAUCAACGACCAUUGAGGAGAACAAUGGCGCUGUAAUCGAUGGAAACAACAACAGCAACAACGGUACUGCCAUCGGCAUUGAAACAAAGAUCGAUGCUGUUUCCGAUCCCAGCACCAGCAGUUCGUGUUCAUCAUGCACGGCUGAAGAUCCAUCAAAAAUAUCAAAUCCAUGUGAAGUGGGUGAAUGCGUCCCAUAUUAUUUGUGUUUAAAUGGGUCGAUCAUCACAAGUGGGGAGGGAAUAUUAGAUGUUAGACUUGGCGCCGAUGAUGAUCCAGAACCAGAACGUCAUCCAUGUCCCGAUUUCUUCGACACCUGUUGCAGCCUUCAAUCGGAAACCGGAAUUGUUAAAGAAAUCGUUAAGCCACCGCCACCAAUUGAACGUCAAGAUAAGUGUGGAAUUCGUAAUAAAAAGGGUGCUGUAUUCACUUUGAUCGAACGCGAAAAUGAAUCCCAAUUUGGCGAAUUCCCGUGGACUGUGGCCGUUAUUUAUAAAGUUCGUGAUAACAUGAAUGUGGUUAAUGUCUAUAAAUGUGGAGGCAGCUUAAUUCAUCCACAGGUGGUUAUGACGGCCAGUCAUUGUGUUAUCGAUUUACCCAAUGUUCAAGACAUUAUGAUCAGAGCGGGCGAAUGGGACACUCAAACGAAUGAUGAACCGUUUCCACAUCAGGAUCGAUCUAUAACCGAAGUUAUAAUACACGAACAUUAUCGUCGCGGAUCACAUUUCAAUGAUAUAGCUUUGUUGAUUUUGGAGAAACCGGUUGAAAUGGCUGAAAAUGUCAAUACAGCUUGCCUUCCGCCACAAGAUUUUGUGUUUGAUCAUCAACGUUGUUAUGCCACGGGAUGGGGCAAAGAUAAAUUCGGUAAAGAUGGACUUUAUCAGGUGAUUUUGAAACGAGUUGAAUUGCCAGUUGUUCCUAGCGAAGAGUGUCAAAAUAAAUUACGUGAAACUCGCCUCGGACGCCAUUUCGUAUUAGAUCCAAGUUUCAUUUGUGCCGGUGGUGAAAAGGGAAAGGACACGUGUCAAGGUGACGGUGGAUCACCGUUAAACUGUGAAAUCGCUGACAAUGAAUAUGGUCAAUACUAUUUAGCUGGAGAAGUUGCCUGGGGUAUCGGGUGUUUUGAUGCCAUUCCAGGUGUCUAUGUAAACGUAGCCAAAUAUCGUCAUUGGAUCGAUAAGUUGUUUGACGAACGAAAUUUUGAUAAAAAAUUCUACACAACAUUCUGAUCAUUUUAGCAACAAAACAAACUAAUAACAAAAAUACAUGCAUUUAACACAUCAAUUUUGAAUAACAAUUUUUAAAUUAAACUUUCUGAUUUGUUAUCGCUAAGAUUUUUUGAAAACAAAUUAGAAAUAUACAAAAUAGAAAUAAUAGUAAUUACGUUAGGUUCGGCAUUUUGAUCGAAUAUAUAUGUCAACUAUUG